UUCAUGAGACAUGCCUUUGCAGUAGUAGAAUUCGUAUUUUAACGAGUGCGGAUGGUUAUAUGUGCACGUGGUAAAUCUGUUAACACUUUUUGUGUCAUGCAUUGAUUAAAUUUGCAUUUUAUUAUUAAAAAAAAGGAGGAGAGUUGAAUUACGAUGGACGAAGCAAAUCGAUCAGAUCCUCCGAACUGGAUCCAGCAGCACACCGUCUAUCAAGACCUGAUGCAUUUGGAUGUUGGUGACAGUGCUCAAGUAUAUGCUGCCUUCCUGGUCUACAUGGAUUUGACAGAAGUGCGUAAAUGGAAAGAAGUGGUUGGAGUUUCCUGUCCAGAGUUACAGGCGGUUCUGCUGGAGGGUCGAGAGAGGGAAGGAGAAACAGUCCAGAUGAUCUACCCUUUGCCCUCACACAGAUCCAUCAAACACAGAGAGUUGCGGAGUAUAUUGGACAAAGGUGCUCCAAUGCUCUUGUGUGCCGUGGCUUCUGACUCCAGUCUGGUGUAUCAGAGACUGUGUGAUGGCUUUCUGACCCCUGACCCUCCAGUGGACAUCCAAGACCAAGGCCGCCGACAGCAUCGCAAACGGAGGUUACAGACGUGAGAGAAACACACAGAUGAUACAGCCAGACUGUGAUUCUUAACUCUCCAGAUGUGAGGAUUGGGUAGUACAUACAGUUCAAAUGCGCUUCUGAACUCAUAUUAUCUUUCGAAGAUGAGAGAAAGACUGAUCACCUUGGUCAUAAGUGGAUCCAUGCUGCUUUUGUCUGUUAUACAGAGUAUUACACAAACACAACACCACUGAGCUGCUCUUUACUUGAAAUGUCUGAAAAUGACACAUUCCCAGAAAAAGCAAACAGAGAAAGCUGAAAAAUACAUUGGCAUUUGUAUUCUGUUUAAGCUCUGUUUCAAAAGAUAGCUCAUGCAUAAUUAAAACUCACCCUCAUGUUGUUCCAAACCCUACUUCUGUUCUGUUUGAAACACAAAUAAAGAUAUUCUUAAAGAAA
Molecule: messenger RNA, 997 nt
Organism: Labeo rohita (rohu)
Lineage: Eukaryota; Metazoa; Chordata; Actinopteri; Cypriniformes; Cyprinidae
Gene: tsen15
Product: TSEN15 tRNA splicing endonuclease subunit
Exons: 4
Coding region: 154-594 (146 amino acids)
Biological process (GO): tRNA splicing, via endonucleolytic cleavage and ligation
Molecular function (GO): nucleic acid binding
Source: RefSeq, a predicted model, not a curated record